AACAGCACUAGUUUACGACAGCCACGCACUCUUUACGACAUCACAAUAGCAAAAUGGCGUCUGGCAGUGGGUCCAAGAAUGAUUUUCGACGCAAAUGGGACAAAGAUGAAUACGAACAGCUGGCCCAGAGACGAAUCACGGAAGAGAGAGAGAAAAAAGAUGGCAAGCCUGUGCCCCCCGUCAAACGGGAGCUUCUCCGUCACAGAGAUUAUAAAGUGGAUCUGGAGUCAAAACUGGGGAAGACUAUCGUCAUCACUAAGACCACGCCACAGGCUGAGAUGGGAGGGUACUACUGCAAUGUCUGUGAUUGUGUAGUAAAAGAUUCCAUAAACUUCUUAGAUCAUAUUAAUGGUAAAAAACAUCAGAGAAACUUGGGGAUGUCCAUGCGAGUAGAGCGCUCUUCAUUGGACCAAGUUAAAAAACGUUUUGAAGUGAACAAGAAAAAAAUGGAGGAAAAGCAGAAGGAGUAUGAUUUUGAGGAACGAAUGAAGGAGUUGCGAGAGGAGGAGGAGAAGGCAAAAGCAUACAGAAAAGAGAAGCAAAAGGAAAAGAAAAGAAAGGCAGAAGAAGACCUCAACUUUGAAGAUGACGAUGAAAUGGCUGCUGUGAUGGGAUUCUCAGGUUUUGGAUCCUCGAAAAAAGGCCACUAAUCACUCAUUUCCAAUUUUCACCAAGGCCUUCUCUGAAUGGGUUUUUCUGAACUGUAUGAACAUUUUCAAGAACUUCAUUAUUCCUUCACAGGACCAGACAGCUUUUUUUAUCGCAACAAACUGUGAAAUACUCCUGAUUCAACAUGUGGUAAAAACCUUUAGUAGGUUAACCUGUUUUUGGCCCUUGAUCAUAGAACAUCAGCUAACUCCGUCAUUCUAAAUUAAACUUCUUGUUAUAAUUAAGUUUUUGUUAUAUAAGGUCAUUGUGUAAAUAGGGCUGCAUUAUGCAUAUAUGCUUUUAUCAGUUGUGUCUCAAGUAACCCUUUUACCCCUUCUGCACAUAGAGACAGGAAAAGUUCAAAUUAAAACAUUACCUUUUUUUU
Messenger RNA from Rhinichthys klamathensis goyatoka, 1033 nucleotides. RefSeq names its product zinc finger, matrin-type 2 (gene zmat2). Lineage: Eukaryota; Metazoa; Chordata; Actinopteri; Cypriniformes; Leuciscidae. Gene Ontology annotation, biological process: mRNA splicing, via spliceosome. The record is from RefSeq and is a predicted model, not a curated record. Gene Ontology annotation, molecular function: zinc ion binding; nucleic acid binding. Gene Ontology annotation, cellular component: U4/U6 x U5 tri-snRNP complex; spliceosomal complex. The transcript has 6 exons. Bases 54 to 650 code for a protein of 198 amino acids.